CAGUUAUUCAGGAGGCUGUUUGGCUUGUAGAUGCUGCAGGACUGCCCCAAGGCCCGGCGCGAGGUGGAGCUACACUGGCGGGCCUCCCAGUGCCCGCACAUCGUGCGGAUUGUGGACGUCUAUGAGAAUCUGUAUGCGGGGAGGAAGUGCCUGCUGAUCGUCAUGGAGUGUUUGGAUGGUGGAGAACUCUUUAGCCGAAUCCAGGACAGAGGAGACCAAGCAUUCACAGAAAGAGAAGCUUCAGAGAUCAUGAAGAGCAUUGGCGAGGCCAUUCAGUAUUUGCACUCGAUCAACAUUGCUCAUCGGGAUGUCAAGCCCGAGAAUCUCUUAUACACUUCCAAAAGGCCCAACGCCAUCCUGAAACUCACAGAUUUUGGCUUUGCCAAGGAAACCACCAGCCACAACUCUCUGACCACUCCUUGCUAUACGCCUUACUAUGUGGCUCCGGAAGUGCUGGGCCCAGAGAAGUACGACAAGUCCUGUGAUAUGUGGUCCUUGGGUGUCAUCAUGUAUAUCCUGCUGUGUGGUUAUCCGCCCUUCUAUUCCAACCAUGGCCUUGCCAUCUCUCCGGGCAUGAAGACUCGCAUCCGAAUGGGCCAGUAUGAAUUUCCCAACCCAGAGUGGUCAGAAGUAUCGGAGGAAGUGAAGAUGCUCAUCCGGAACCUGCUGAAAACAGAGCCCACUCAGAGAAUGACCAUCACAGAGUUUAUGAACCACCCCUGGAUCAUGCAAUCAACAAAGGUCCCUCAGACCCCACUGCACACCAGUCGCGUCCUGAAGGAGGACAAGGAGCGGUGGGAGGAUGUCAAGGAGGAGAUGACCAGUGCCUUGGCCACAAUGCGCGUCGACUACGAGCAGAUCAAGAUAAAAAAGAUCGAAGAUGCCUCCAACCCUCUGCUUCUGAAGAGGCGGAAGAAAGCUCGGGCCCUGGAAGCUGCGGCCCUCGCCCACUGACCCGCUCAGCAGGUCCUUCUCCGCUGGAGGACAAGCAAUAACUCUCGACCUGAAUAUAUUUUUUAAAUGAAGAGACAGAACUGUCCACUGCUGCCUCCCUCCUCCUCGGCUGCUCGGAGCCUGGAGCCUCGUGAGAGGCUGACUCUGCCUUUGGUUCUGGCCACCCCAGAGAGGGUGAGGCUGGGGGUCUGGAGGGCAUGGAGAGAGGGAGCAAGAUGCUCUUGAACCUGUGCUCCUUUUGCAGUUUUAUCAGUAAUUUGAAUUAGGAUUUUUAUGAAACUUCUUUUAUUGUUCUUUUCCCCACUCCUCUUUUCCCCCAAACCCCUUCCUCUUGUUAAAGGGUAUUUGUGGAAACUGUUGAAGGGAAUCUCCCUGUGUUGUCCCACUGCCCCAUUUCCCCACUACAGCCGGAGCUCCUUGCUGGCUGAGGCAACCUGGAGCUCAAGGCCAUGAGGGCCGGGGCCAGGAUGCCACCCACCUCCUACUGGAUCCCUCGGACAUCACCAGUGUGCCAGACGGAUAGGAGUGAGUGUGAUUGUGCGUGUGUGUGUGUGCGCGCGCUCCCACGUGUACCUGUGCCCAUGCGUAUGUGCCUGGGACUGCACAUUUGUAGGGCCAGGGGCAGGCAGGGCUGCAUAGGGAGGGGCCCUGUGUGGCUCAGGAACCUCCUCCCUCCUCGGGCCUGCUCUGCCCUGCCCGUGCCGGGCCUGCCACCGUGCCUGGGAGCCUGUCUAGACCCUGAGCCAGGCCCUGCAUGGCCAGUCUCUGUUAGCUGGCCCCGGGAGGUGGAGAGGAGUGACUUAAGCACUGGCAGGAAAUCAGGAAGACUGGACUGCCCACCGCUAGGACCCUUACUCUCCAUUUAGUGCUGGUCCUAGUCCUCUGAGGCGCUGAACUACCGAGUCACCUCUGCUUCCCUUCUGCCAUUGUUAAACCAUUCUUGUCUCUUUUUCUUACAUUUUUAGCCAUUUCUCAACAGGCCUCUCAGCUCAUGUGGGUGAACCUGGGCACUUUAUAAGUGGCACAAAGCUUCUGCAUUUUGCCUUGGGCUCUGGGGGCGCUGGCAAGCCACCCCUUUAUGGGCCAAGGCAAUACCACCCUAUGGCCCUCCCACACAUUUCCAGUGUGUGGCCUAAUGGGUGGGGGGGGUCCUCACACCAAAGAUGUCCCCACUCUGUCCCUUCCCCAUUAGCAGCUUCAGUCCCACCCCAAACAACUUGGCUUCAUGUGGCCAGGCCAGUGAGGGGAGGGUGAGGAGGGUGGGGAGGGCCCUCCCCCAGUAUUACUGAGGGGCAUUGUGGAGAGAGAUCCUCAGUGCCAUGGUCCCUUUGGGGCAGGGGCAGGGGUGGGGUGACAGUAGUACUCCAGCGUUCAUCUCCCUCAGGGCAGGGUGGUGGAGGGGCACUCAGGUCUUCUCUGUCCUGGGGAAGGGCUCCGAGUGCCUGCAGUGCCUCCCAUGUCUGAUGGUGUGUCCGGCACUUAGAUUGUUGUAAACUGUUGUUUUGUAUGAGUGAAACUGUCUUUACUAAACAGAUUUAAUAGUUGAAA
Molecule: messenger RNA, 2502 nt
Organism: Miniopterus natalensis
Lineage: Eukaryota; Metazoa; Chordata; Mammalia; Chiroptera; Miniopteridae
Source: RefSeq, a predicted model, not a curated record